Chaetomium strumarium is the source of this 2392-nucleotide messenger RNA. RefSeq names its product something about silencing, SAS, complex subunit 4-domain-containing protein. The record is from RefSeq and is a predicted model, not a curated record. NCBI's taxonomy places the organism in Eukaryota, Fungi, Ascomycota, Sordariomycetes, Sordariales, Chaetomiaceae. Gene Ontology annotation, molecular function: histone acetyltransferase activity. Bases 304 to 2046 code for a protein of 580 amino acids. Gene Ontology annotation, cellular component: SAS acetyltransferase complex. The transcript has 2 exons.
GCGGCUGAGCGCCUGGUGAAUACACGUCCUGUACCUGGAAUUGCGGCAGACAAUCGUCAUCGAAAGGAAUCAAUCAAUUCAGGAUCUCAUGCGCGUCAAAAAAACGGCUUGUAAAGGAGGGCCCGGGAAAUGGCAGUGUGCAAACGCCACCUUUGCACGUAACCGGCAAGCAAUCGCUCUUGGUCAGUUCGCAUCCAAACCCGCCAAGCGGAAACCCCAAACCAUCAGCUCGGGGCCAACGGUGGCCAAUUCAAUCGCUAAUUUCAAUCGAGCACGCUCUGCUGCUAUGAUCAGUGCCUGAAGAUGGCAAUGGCCGGCACCGUGACACGCUCGCGACGAGCCGACACUUCUCAAGUCUCUCACUCAAGCAUCGUCAAUGCCCGUCGCCUGCUCGUGAAUGCGAAGGACCAGGCUUUCCAUAUCACUGGCAGCUCGCCGCCCCGCAAGCGCCCUGCCCCCCAACGCGACCUCGACAACAUCGUGAACAAGAAAGCCAGGUUCACCACCGGAAUCGCAGUAGAGAUUCCGGCGAGGCCGCCCUUCCAUACCCGAUUGUCGAGAGAGCCGACCGACGCGAAACCGGCACCUCCGCCUCCAACCCCGAAACCCGCUGCGGCAGCCCCUAACCCGCCGACGACUCGCCGCGCCGCCCCUCUUGCGAACGACGAUGGCCCCCCAAAAACGACCUCUACAAGCGCCCGGCAGCGGCCAACACGAACCAAGCAUCAAGAGAAGGUUGCCAAUGGGUUGAAGCACGAGCUCAGCAGGCUGCAGCCGAAUGCGGAAGAUACUACCAAGCACGAGGGCCGCAAGUUGCGGUCACAAGAAGUCACGCGCUUCAAGAGCGAGCUCUCGGCUUACUUCCCGGAAUACGAUGAAGUCAUUGGCAACGACCCAAAGGAGACCCACCUCCUAAACCUCGACACCCCUAUCGUCAUCACAGACGAAGCUCCACCACCGCAUCAACACAACCUACAUCAUCACCGGCCCCACCCACCCGAAACAUACCCAAUUCGUAGCUACAGCGAUGCGCUCUACACCGACCUCUUCGAAGCACAACGAAUCGAUUUUAGCUUUCUAAACCAGAACACCAACACCAAAAAGCAUCAGCAUCAACACCACCACAACCACCCUUCUGCUAACCAUGUCCCCCCUUCAUCCGACCCGCUCCCCGACACGCUCUACACCUCCGCCCACAGGAAAGCCGAGCGCCUGGAGCGGUCCAUCCGCAACACCGAGAAGGGCCGCGCCCAGCACGAGCGCGACCAGGUCAUCCGCCUGCUGGACGGGCUACAGGGCCCUGACUGGCUGCGGGUGAUGGGCGUAAGCGGCGUGACCGAGAGCCGAAAGCGGGCGUUUGAGCCUGCGCGCGAGCACUUCAUCAAGGGCUGCGAAGGGAUCCUCGAGAAGUUUCGGCGGUGGGCGGCCGAGGAGAAGAGGAUGCGGUUGGAGCGGCUGCAGAAACGAGAGGAGGAGGGGAACUCGGUUGGGGAAGGGAGUAGUAGACAUGACGGUGAGGAAGAAGAAGAUGAUGUUGUGGUGGGAGGUAGUGAGGCUGAGCAUGAUGGGAGUGGAGACGAUGGGGAAGAGGAAGAGGAGGGCGAGCCGCCUGAUGAUGACGGCGACGACCAUGACAGCGACGUCGACGCGGAGAUCGCGAAGCAGCUCCGCGAGGAGGCGCUGGCAGCUGCAACGAAGGGGAAAGGGAGAAGAAAGAAAAUGGGGGCCCCGUCAAGGCGGGGAGUCGCGUCGCGCCGAGCGGGGUCAGUGGCACCACCACCGCCGUCCCGUCGCGCACCGCCACCGAAAUCAUCCGCACCCCCGGAAGAACCGCCCAAGGAGUUCACCUCGUUCUUUGCCAAGCGCUACCAGCGCGAGGCGGCGCUGAGCAAAACCCGGCGGACCGGGCGGAAGGUGCUGGCGUGGGGCCACCCGAUACCGGAUAUGCCCGAGAGGGAGUUUGAGUUGCCCGCUGAGUUGCGCGAUGAGGAUACCCUGAGAUCGCGGGCGAGGACGAAGAGGAGGGACAAGAGAGUGAGGAAAUGAGGAUGCUUGAGUGGCGCAUACAUACAUUUACAUUCAUAUGCGCGUCAUUUAUGACUGCGCUCCCGGGACCUGAGGCAGCAGGUUUAACUGUUCAUUUUGGGAGUGCCUUCCAUCAGGAGAGGCUACAUAACGCAUUGUCAAAAGGAGGGUCGGUGGUGACGGGCGUACUAUAUAGAGUCAGAGUGCCGGUUAUACACAGUAGACAUCUGCCUUAUUAUCCCCCUUUUUGGAGCUUGUCAUGAGAAGGCAGCGGAGAUAUCGAACGGAAUUUUCUGCUACCUUAACUGAAGCAGUUUCUGGCUUCGAGGCCCUUAUAAAAAAACAGCCUGAGGAAUCCAGAACCGUG